AUGCACACCAAUCACAUCGUCGAACGUAGUCCAUUAGCAGGGAAAGAUUCUGAUUCAGAUGCAAACGCUGCGAUAUCACGAGGAGGCAUGCAGAUGCAGUUCUAUCUCGGCCUACACACCACCGUUUGCUUUCGACUUGAAGAAGGUGUCACCGACCCGUUGGACCACGACCAUCAGCCAUCUCGGAAUCAGGUCGCCUCGUCGUGGUUGUACACAAUUCGUCUCGAUCGACUUGAACACCACCAUCCGGUAACUCAGCGAUACCAGUUCGGUAUUCCUGAAGUGAAAGCAGACUGCAUUUGUGAAUGCAAUGCGGCAUCUGAAAGUUGUACAGCCGAAUCGCAUCAGUACACGCAGUGCCCUGAAGAUCCGAAGAGAGAUUUCCUUACGUCUUGUUAUCGGACCUUCCUUCCGAAUCAAUCACCAAUUGGGUGCCCGACGGGCAGUAACGCCAAGCUUUGCUGUGACGUGAAGUUUCGGCCGUAUCGAAAUCAGACGUAUACCGCUGUAAAGUUGGAACAACCAACAACGUUCGCCACUUUCGUCUACACGGCGUAUGACUACAACAACGGUCGAUGGAUCGAGAAGGAUCGCAGCACUAUUCGCUCACAGUUGGAUGGAGGCACUCAAGAAAGAUACGUGGAUUCUUUACGGCGAAUCGCAUUGUCGGUAUCGUCCGGAGGUCGUACUACCCACCAACUCGAGACAGGCAUGUACUUCGCAAACUCAAAUCCCGGAGGCGAGAUGGAGGAAUUAAGGAAGCAACCUCUAAAUGAGAUCACGGACAACAAUUUCGAUCGACUUGGUUGGUAUCGCAUGGACGAGAAUGGAAAAUUCCACGUGAAUAACGGCAUAGUGAAGAUGGAAGAAAUUCAUAAGGCAAAGGUGAAAAACUGCCACGAGCAGACCUAUCGAAGCAUAAUCAACGCAAAGAACUAUUUACCCGGCAAUUUCAACUUAUCACGUCCUCUGGAAAUGGUGUAUCCGUGGAUUCAAAGCGCUCGAAUCUAUGACGGCUCUCAACGUCAAGUGAUUGUCACGCAUGCGGAAGGUUCCAACCUUCAUGUGACGCUGCAAGUUCAUGGAGAAGCUGAUGGUAAUCGGCUGGUAUUUUUCCACAAUGCGUCGAGGAUUUCUGAUUUUACGGGCACCAUUAUCGUCGACUCAAGGAGCAACAGAUACUUUAACGUCACGAUGUAUGGCGCAUCGGGAAAGAUUAACGGAGCCGUUAAGUAUUCUACAGAAAGGAAUUCUGAUGAGAUAUUCUCCUUCACCACUUAUGUCCAUGAUCUCAACGCGUCGAAUAGGUCGAUGAUUAUUCCGAUGCCGGCCAUUGUGGAUUCGGGAUCGAGAAUGAUAUGCAUGUAUGCAGAUGAACAACGAGAAGAACAGGCAGUGUGUAGGAUCAUACAAUACUAUGAGACGCCACUUGAGACGUUCGCUUUCACAUCAGGAGAACCAAGACCAUUUCAUGAAUCAAAAUUUUUCAGGUUCUUAAACCCGAUGUCUUGGGUGAACGGGGUCUCUUCGCUUGGUGAAUUCGUAAUGAUGGCCACAGACGUGUUGGUUUACGUGUGCGUACUAGUGGUCGUUUACGUCGUACUCACCAAAAUUGUCAUCCCAAUCUGCAAAUGUUGGAUUUGUCCGAUGUACAUAAUGUCUCACAGUGAAUCGAAGUCUAAGAAAAGGCAAAAGGCCCACCAACGAACGAGCAAUGAAGGCGAUGUUCGAGUCUGA
Angiostrongylus costaricensis is the source of this 1737-nucleotide messenger RNA. Lineage: Eukaryota; Metazoa; Nematoda; Chromadorea; Rhabditida; Metastrongylidae. The record is from the annotation of a GenBank genome assembly.